CAAUCUCAAAAUGAAACCAAAUUGAGUUCGGAGUCGUUCUCCUCCGGUUUUUGGACGUGUCCUCAGCGUUCAGCUUAGGGUUCAGCUGCGCUCGAGGGCACUGGUCAUUUGCCUCUCCUACUCCACAUUAACAAACACAUCCUACCUUAAUUUCCAAUUAUUGCAUGCAUAUAAGAACAUCACGCAACUCACUGAUUUGCUUCAUAUAAUUCUGGUACCAGUGCAAGGAAGAGCGCGUCGGACAUGGAAUUUUUCAGAAAUGCCAAAGUGGUACGGUUACGAAGCCACCAUGACAAAUAUCUAUCAGCAAAUGAAGAUGGAGAGACUGUAACACAAGAUAAGGAUGGAACAGCCACCAAUGCUAGAUGGACAGUGGAGUUUGUUAACCAUGCAGACACUCUGCGUUUCAAAAGCUGUUACGGAAAAUACCUAAAGGCGUCAAGCUUGCCAUUCAAACCAGGCUUGAGAGGCAUUAACAAAGUCCUGCAAACCAAGCCAAGGAGAUUGGAUUCUUCUCUGGAAUGGGAGCCUGUAAGUGAUGGAUAUCAGGUCAGGCUCAGGACGCCCUACGGUCAAUUCUUGUGCGCCAAUGGGGGCGUUCCACCUUUGAGAAAUUCGAUCACGCAUGACGCCCCUCAAAAAACUGUGAGGCAGGAUUGGAUUCUAUGGGAUGUAGAUGUCUUAGAGAUGCGUUCAGAAGAUGAUACAACAAAUGAUGACGCAGAAUCUUCACAAUCAGAAGAACCCAGAUCUCCACCGGGAGACAUUAAAAUGCCUUUAGGAAAACGGGGCAAAAUUCGCAAAGAAGUUAAAGAAAAUGUUACUCGCAUUUCUGAUAAAAUAUCUUCGAUUAAAUCGAAAGUAACAGUUAAGGUGAGUCAGAAGAGGCGGCCGCCUAAAGUCCAAUAUUUUUCCGAUAAGAAAUAGUCCCAGUUUUCUGUCUACGUAUUUAAAAUGCUAUGACAAUGCAUGUACGAUCGGGGUGAGAGUUGUUUGUUGAAGAUAGUGCUACUGCUACAUUAAUUUUUUUAAUAUUUAAAUAAACAUCUCAAAAUCUCAAAUCCAGCCUCUGCCUCAUCCCAAUAAUGAAGGG
Rosa chinensis is the source of this 1093-nucleotide messenger RNA. RefSeq lists its product as uncharacterized. Bases 244 to 927 code for a protein of 227 amino acids. NCBI's taxonomy places the organism in Eukaryota, Viridiplantae, Streptophyta, Magnoliopsida, Rosales, Rosaceae. The transcript is spliced from 2 exons. The record is from RefSeq and is a predicted model, not a curated record.